This is a messenger RNA of Ictalurus punctatus (channel catfish), 11042 nucleotides long. RefSeq names its product synaptotagmin-like 2b (gene sytl2b). Gene Ontology annotation, molecular function: neurexin family protein binding; small GTPase binding. The record is from RefSeq and is a predicted model, not a curated record. Bases 407 to 5821 code for a protein of 1804 amino acids. NCBI's taxonomy places the organism in Eukaryota, Metazoa, Chordata, Actinopteri, Siluriformes, Ictaluridae. Gene Ontology annotation, cellular component: plasma membrane; exocytic vesicle. Gene Ontology annotation, biological process: intracellular protein transport; exocytosis. The transcript is spliced from 19 exons.
CAGUUUUAACUCAAAAUAUCACUCAAUGUAUUGAUUGAUUUUUGCUUAUUUUCUUGAAGGUUAUAGCCAGUUAAACGUCUGGACUGGACUUCAAGCAAGGAGACAUACAGGCUAGCAAAUGCAGGCAUAAAUGGUUAAUACUUCCUUGGUCCGUGUGAAAGCGCCUUCACACACACACACACACACACGCGCGCGCGCGCGCACACAGCUUCUCUGUAAACAUACAGCAGGAUCUUCUCACAGAGGAGCUGAAGAUGGUGCUGUACAGUAGUGUGUGAUGAAAGAUUUUAAAGGCCAGAACUGGAAACAAACCACAGUACAAGCACUAGUGCCUUCCAAGAGGACAUCAUUGUUUUCCCCAUAAGCGUGAAGAACGUUAGGAAGAUUUAGUACUGAACUGCUUAUCAUGAUAGACCUGAGCUACCUGACUGAGGAGGAGCAGGAGGCGAUUAUGGCGGUGUUACAGAGGGACGCAGAGCUGAAGAAGGCAGAGGAAGAACGAGUCAAGCAUUUGCAAAAGCAAGGCCCUGAGGAGGGCAAAUUGAAGUACAUCACAGGGGAGUGGUUUUAUGAGGCAAAGUCUCAGAGACACCAGGACAGAAUUCACGGCUCAGAUAUCAUCAUGGCUUCCAUGAAACAGAAGAAACCCAUGACAUUAGAGUUUUUGACACAGUCAUGGAGAGAGCAACCCAGUAAAACUAAUAACGAUCUCUUGACACCACAACCAAAAUCAACAGACCAUCUAAAGGAAAGUAACAGGAGACGAACAGACAUUCAGCAAGAAAGAGUAAACAGGCAAAGGCACAAUCCGUUUAAUAAUGUGCCACUUGAUCUAGACUUUGAUCCAACUAAUGGAGGCUCAGUGCCUGAACUUAAGAAUCCACCAGCAGAAGUGCUACCUUCACUAGAGACUCAUGAAGGAUCAGAAAUAGAAGCCAAGACCAAAGUGGGUGAUAUUUUACAAGAAACAGCCCCUCGUCAAAAACCUGUGCCAAAAAAACGAACGAAGCUUUUUAAGCUUGAGAACUUGGUUGCGGACAGCACCAGCUCUACCUCCACCCAGAGUGUGUCUACAAGUUCUUCUGUGUCCACACAAAGUGUGUCUGCAAGCUCCAGCAACAAGUCCCCUGUGUCCACCCAGAGCAUGUCUACAAGCUCAGACAGCAGGUCUACUCUGUCCACUCAGAGCAUGUCUACAAACUCAGAAAUCAGAUCCCUUCCACCAAAAAGUAUCCUCAAACACAGUUCCAGCUGCAGCUCCAAUGACUCCAACAUCAAAAGCCAGCUACCUCAACCACUCAAAUCCCUCAGUAGGUUUCCCACAAAGACUGGUCCUGAACAAAUUCUUGAAGAGAAUGCAAUAACCCAGGAGAGGAUAGAAGAGUCUUCUCUCAAUUUAAAAGACAAAGAAGCAUUGAAGCCAACUUCACCACUGAAGUCUACCUUUCCAAAGUCACGACUGCCAGUCCGAUCCUCAUUGCUAUUAAAUAAUCCAACACAGGCAGCUCAAGAGAAGCCAAAAAUUCAGCCACGAUUGAGUCUGAGUUCUAGCACACAGUCAAAUGAUGAACAAAAAACAACAGACAUACUGCAUACAAAGCAAAAAUGUGAAAAUAGUUUAAAUUGGUCAGUCUCUGCAGAAACAGAAAAACAAAAUAUAGCUGAUGGUGUAAUGAAAGAACCUCUGUCCAAUUCUAGAACAAGGCUCUGGUCACCAUUUGAAUCCCUGUUAGCCAAGCCAUUAAAUGAGAGCGCUACCAUUGAAAUCUUACCUAAGAACAUGGAGAAAGACGACAGUAAGACAUCCAAGAAGGAACAUGAAAAGACAGAAGAAAAGGGGGCCCAUCCUUUGGACAACACAGCUCAAUUUGUAUAUGAAGCCAGCAACCCAACUAAUGCCACCAAUAAGACUGAUGCUUCACCUGUGGCACAUGAAAGUGACUACAGGCCACGUCCAUUCAAUAAAAAGAUAACUAGAGACACAAACAUGAAAACAGUGGAUUGCAAAGAUCCUCUCAUGGUGAAUUGCCAUUCUCCCAAAGCCUCUGAAGGACAGGGAGACUCCAUUGCUAAAGUUCUAGAAUGGUUCAGCAGGAGCUCAGACAGCAGUGAUCAACAUGACUGUGAGGACAUUAUGCAAAACACUGAGGAUGAUAUCAAUAUAGAGGACAUUGACAUUGAAGAUGAGAUCAAUUCAAGACCCAAACCAGAGAACAAUGUUUACUUGAUCAUUCCAAGACAUAGGGAUGAGGAUAAUGCUAUGGUGAAUGAUAUAUUUUUCAAAGAGAGAGAUUUAGCAGUAGAGCUGAAUGUGGAUAAGAAAGAGCCUUCUAUAAAUUCUCAGGAUGUUAAGGAACUAAUUGUUCAGACUAAGCCACUGAACAGGGAAGCACUUCCUACCAUGGGAUCAUCCACUCUAUUCAGCCACAGAUCAACACAGGACACCUCUAAUAGACUGUUGGACCCUCAAAAAACAACUCCAAAAGAGAAAGUGCUAGAGACAGCUAGCAAAAAAGAAGAAAGCAGAAAUGCUGACAAGACAGGAAUUCCAGACAGUAAACCCACUCAACAUGAACUGGCAGACCUUGAGGAGAGUCAUUCACCAGAAAUUGCCAAUUUGAGGUCAGUGUGUGAUAGAGGUACCACUGAGGUAUCAAGGAUGCUAGUGAGUAAACCAAACAUAAAUUCUGAAAAGGAAAAUCUUGACCAAAAUAAUGCUGUCAGGAAGGUGACUGAGUAUGAAGAGGAACCAACUAAAGUUGACAUUAUACAAAAAUAUUCAGUACUUGAGAACCAGGAACAAUCACAGCUAAAGGACAUUUCUAAUGUAGAUGAGAUACAAGCUGAUGACAUCACCUAUGAACAUUUAAAUAAAAAAGAAGCUAGUGUCAGAGAUAAAGCAAAAGAUAUGCAAGCACCAAUGAGUAAUAUAAAUCAAAUGAAAGAUAUAAUGGCUCUGAGAACCACCUCGGACAAAGAUGGUAUGAAACUUUUGGGCCAAAAAUCCUCAUCUUCACUAGACUUUGGGCUCCAGAUAGGAGACCACAGCAAUGAAAAUGUUGGAGAAAAUGUUAAUAGUAGUGAGGAAGGACAUACGAAUGCAGCAGAACUAGAUCAAAAAGUAAAGACAGAGGAAAAAGAUUCACAGCUAAAACCUCCACCAACAUCUGGUGUUCACUCACAGCAAGAAAAUCCUGUCCCAUUAGCAAAGCAAAGCAGGCAGCAACAAGACAUCAGGGCAGAAAGGAUAAAAGAGCUCAAAUCAUUCUGGGAAAGAGAGAAAUUGCAAUCAAAGAUAUGUAUGAAAUCAACAGCAGCAAAUGACACAAACUCAUCUGUGACAUCUACAAAGCUGAAUAAAAGGUUCACCAAAUCAGAAUAUGAUCUUAGAUCCAUUGGCACAGAAUCAGAGGCAGAAACUGCUAAUUUUACAGUUGUUCCGCUACGAGACAGAAUAGAGAAGGCAGUCACAGGAGAAGGUAUGAACAGAGUACAGUUCAAGAUGCUCCGUGACUUCUGGGCAGGAACUAGCAAGCAGUCAUCCAAUUUUGAAAACAAAAUUCAAAACCCAUUAAGUCAUGAAGUUAGUCAUGGAAAAACUCAUGAAAAGGUAACUCAUCAUGAACUGGUGGAUGCAAAGCACUCUUUCAAUCAAAAUGUUUGCCCAAACCAGUCAGAUAAAGGGUUUGGAAAUGAUAGUGAAAAUGCUAUGCCUCCAAAGACAGACAGAGGGCUCCAAUCACCUUUAAAAGAGAAAACUGUUGUCAAAUAUCCUGAUACUGGUACCACAGCUAACUUGAAUAUCUCUCCAGCUGAGCCUGCUGUUCUGAGACCAUCCCAUUGUCCUCAGCCAAAUAGUGGCUCACAGUUAUCUCCUAAAGAUCCAGCAUCUCGUAAAUGUCCAGGGAUGCUCAAUAAAGAAUCACUGCAGCACACUAGAGGUAGUGGCAAAGGAAGAGUAAAUUCACUUCGACGUGCCACCAGCAUGUUUGCAAUAAACAUGGAAAGUCAAGGUCAAGAUUUACCCUUGCAGUCCAAGAAAAUAUCUGAGACACUCCUCCCACAGCUUGGACAUACAACAGAAAGUACUGUGGUACCAUCCACAAAAACACCUGAAGCUAAUUUAGAGGUGAAAAAGUCUCCAGAAAUCACCAAGAAUAAGCAUAAAGCCAUUGACAAAAGCACUUCUGAGGAUUCUGAUUCUCAACCACUUGCCAGGUCUUUUGUUCCACGAGACUACCAGCAUUACCUGGGAAUCACAGAAAACAGAAGCAAGCACAUUUCUCCCCAAGUUAAAGAGCAGAUAAGUGAAUUAGUCUGCACCUCAUUUCAGACAGGUAGCGUGAGGUGCUCUCCUGAGCAAGCUGACACUCCCCUAGACUCUGCAGAACUUUGUACCAGCAGAGGGAUCAUGGGACUGCGACCCAGUGCACAUGCUGGUGAAGAGACCUUAAACAGAGUUGAUUCCUUCUCUGGGACAAGUGGGAACUGUGUGAACUCAGUCACUGAGGGGAGCCUAGUUCAGGAAGUGCUGAGACGGGCGGCCACUAGACCUGUAUACCAUAAAAGCCUUGAAGACAUUACUGCAGUACCAAGACAAACUAGAAAAAGCAAACACAUGGAUGACUUCAUGCCUAGCAGCUAUGCACUCUCCAGCACUCCAUCACCAUCCUCAUCUUCCUUCUCAGAUAAGGAGCACUUGAGGAAAAUCAGCAAAUCUGUUCCUUCUUUCCUGGAGAAUGAGAAUGAUGGAGAUGUGAGUGACUCAGAGUGCAGCUCCCACAGUGGCAAGCACUGGAAGAACAGCAGCCCCCAAGCUAAACUUAACAGCAACUUGCGAACGUCCACAGUAUCUUCGAUGAGUGGGAGCAUAAUGAGCAUUUCCAGUGCGGACUUUGCAAAUGUUAACGUUCAAGGGACCAUCCAGUUUUCAAUCAACUAUGUCCAGAAGCUGAGGGAGUUCCACAUCUUUGUAGUUCAGUGCCAAAAUCUGGCUGCAGUAGAUGUGAAGAGGAAUCGAUCUGACCCGUAUGUUAAAAGUUAUCUUAUACCUGACACUGCCCAUUUGGGAAAAAGAAAAACAUCAGUGAAAAAGAAGACCUUGAACCCAACAUAUAAUGAGAUUCUAAGGUAUAGAGUUCAAAUGGAUUACCUAAAAACCCAGAUCCUUAACCUAUCUGUUUGGCACAAUGACACAUUUGGUCGCAACAGCUUUCUGGGAGAGGCAGAGAUUGAACUUUUCAAGUGGGACUUUGGAAACCCUCGGAUUAACUGCUUAUCCCUCAAACCAAGGACCAGGAGUAGCAUUCUGCCCAUAGAUGAUAGAGGCGAGAUGAGACUGGCCAUACGGUUCUUACCUCACAUCUCCCUCUCAAAAUCAGUCCUAGGCUCAGGUGAAAUUCACAUCUGGGUCAGAGACUGCAAGAACCUUCCUGCGAUCCGAGGUGUAACUAUAAACCCAUAUGUGAAAUGUUUUGUGCUGCCAGAUACCAGCAAAAAGAGCUGCCAGAAGACACGGUUGUUAAAGAGGACAGCAAGUCCUGUGUUUAACCACACAAUGGUGUAUGAUGGAUUCAGGACAGAGGACCUGAAGGAGGCCUGUGUGGAGCUCACAGUGUGGGACCACGAACGACUGGCUGAUCACCUGGUGGGAGGACUGAGACUCGGCCUGGGAUCAGGGCAGAGUUAUGGGGCAAACGUGGAUUGGAUGGACUCCACUGAUAAGGAGGUGGCGUUAUGGCAAAGAAUGAUGGAUUCACCAAAUGAGUGGGUGGAGGAUGUGUUGCCUUUGAGAAUGGUGAUGACAGCAAAAAAUACUUAAAAAAAACAUUGUUUGAAAUUGUCAGAAUGCAAGAAAAUACACUCACAAGCACUUUAUUAGGAAAACCAUACUAAUACGUAGCAGUGCCUCCCUUUGCUCUCAAAACAGACUCAAUUCUUUGUGGCAUGGAUUCCACAAAAGAUUCUGGUCCAUGGUGACAUGAUUGCAUCACGCAAUUCCUGCAGAUUUCUCAGGUACACUUUCAUGCUGCGAAUCUCCCGUUCUAUCACAUCCCAAAGGUGUUCCAUGGAUUCGGACACGGUGACUGGGCAGAACAUUGAACUCAUUGUGAUGUUCAUGAAACCAGUCUGAGACGACUUUUAAUUUGUGUCAUGGUGCAUUAUCAUACUGGAAAUAACCAUUAGAUGAUGGGUAAAUUGUGGCCAUGAAGGUAUGCACAUGGUUAGCAACAAUACUCAAAUAGACUGUGGCAUUCAAGUAAUGAUUUAUUGGUAUUAAUGGGUCCAAAGUGUACCAAGAAUACAUUCCUUACACCAUUACACCACCUCCACCAGCCUGGACUGUUUACACAAGUUGGAUUAGGUCCAUGGAUUCAUGCUGUUGGUGCCAAAUUCUGACCCUACCAUCUGUGUGCAUAAGCAGAAAUUCAUCAGAUUAGGGUUUGAUGAACCAGUCUGGCCAUUCUCCAUUGACCUCUCUCACCAACAAAGCAUUUCUGUCCACAGAACUGCCGCUCACUGGAUGUUUUUUCUUUAUUGCACCAUUCGGAGUAAACUCUAGAGACUGUUGUGCAUGAAAAUCCCAGGGGAUCAGCAGUUAUAGAAAUACUCAAACAAGCCCAUCUGGCACCAACAAUCAUGCCAUGGUCAAAGUCACCGAGAUCACAUUUUUUCUGCCUUCUUAUGGUUGAUGUGUUCAUUACCCGAAGCUGCAUUACCUGUAUCUGCAUGAUUUUAUUCACUGCCAUAUGAUUGGUUGAUUAGAUAAUUGCACAAAUUAAUAUUUGUACAGGUGUUCCUAAAAAAGUGCUCAGUGAGUGUAUGAAUAGUAUUUUUAAUAAUAUUACUCAGUACUUCUAAUCAUUUAGUAACAUUAAAGAAGUGAAUAUACAUUACAUUAGCAUUUUUACAACCACCCUGUUGAUAUUUAAAAGCAUAUUUUUUAUAUUCAGCUUUAGAUUGUGGAGGAUAUUUGAAUCAAUUAAACCGGGUUGCACACCGGACGAGAAGCGCAGUUCCGUGCCACGCCACACCAUGUCUUUAAAAGUCGAAUGCAUUGUUUUCUAUGAGUGUACGCACACCAGCAGCUCCACUCGGCGGUGCCCAGCUACAACUCUGGAGGCUGCUCAAAAUCCUGCCAUAGCAUAGAUUUGCAUUCAAUUACAUUAUAUUUGUCCUAAAUCGUCGUUAAUGUACAUGCUGACUUCACCUAGGCUGCAAAAUACAUUUAUACUUUUACAUUCAUAGUUUUACAGCUUGAAUAAAGUCUAAACAUAUAGGGGAAAAUGUAUAAUAAACAUAGCCCUGCUUGUUACUGCAAGUUUUUCCUUUGGUCCAUUUGGUGUUUGGUAAUUUAUGGGUAUCCCUGUGAUGUCAGGUCCAAUAACUGACAGCAGAUCCUCCAUCUGAUCUGAACUCGUUCUGAAGUACAGCAGGUGCUUUCUGGGCUUAAUUGUAGCUCCUGAACAAGGUGGUGAUAAGCUCCAAAUUGUUUUUUCAAUUAGAGGGUGUACCCAAAUUGCUCCUUUUUUGUAGUUGAUGACGUAAAAGUAGCAGCACAGCAGGUUUGUGUUGUUUGUUUUUUGUUGUUGUAAGACAUAUUUUUAUUUGUUUGGUAAGAAUCGGAAAAACAGGGCAUUGAUUAAAAAAAAAAGAUCUUCAUACUGUAGGUUACUCGAUUCUACCACGUCGACGAAACUAUAACUUUACAAAACGUUAAAUAUAGGUUGCAAAGAAAUAAUACAUCACCAGUUAUGUAUAAAAUAUGUUUUUUAGAUAGACAUGUACAUAUCAAAUAACCUCUUUGGUUAACGUUUCCAAUUGGGCUAGCUAGCUAACGAUAUCUAAAUAAAUAGAUAGUUACUACUGUUACUAUGUAACUUCAACUUCUACAUAGUUGCAUAGACAACAGAUACAACAAAACAAUAACAGAUUUACCAACAUGAUAUAGAGCCUAUUUAUUGAUUAACGUUCAAAAGACACCUAUUAUUCAAUUUUAAUAUAAAAAAUUAUAUUAAAAUAAAAAAGAAGUUAAAACUCACCCAUCUUGCAUCAGGAGUCUUGAGUUUGAGCGUACAGAAUGUGUGCGUGUCCGGUGUGCGAUAAGUGUGAGUUGUCCUACCCAUGAUGCGGCACGGCCCUGCGCUUCUUGUCCAGUGUGCGACCGCCUUAACAGCAUUUGGUGUUACCUACUUUGUCAGCAACUGUCAUACCUAUGGUCAUUUUAACUGAAAUUUUAAAUUCACCUAAUAAACUGAUGUUUUAUGAAAUGAUAAAAGUUUCUGCCACAUUGGGCUUGUCUUAUGAUGCAGAAUUUAUUGUUUAGCAAACUUCCAGUUUGGUGGUUUACUUCUUAAUAGAUUACAUCACAAUUGUAAUGUUAUGCCGCACACAUAAUCUGCACUAUGUCACGUUCAGGAUUACAGACUGUAAACAGCUGUUGAAUUAGCUGUCAGAAUUUGUUUCCUUAUGUAGGCCAUUAAGCUUCCACAGUGCUAAAAGUUUGACCACUUCUUGAAAAUUUAGGAUUUAAGAGCAUGUAUUGUUAAAUGGUCAAUUGAUGGUUAUUUAGAAACCACCAUAAUCCCUUGUGUUUUCCCUGAUUUGUUUUUAUAUAUACGCAAUAUAGAACUUAUAUAAAGGGAGUAUUAUAUCUUUUACAGUUUUAGUCUGUGAUAUUGGACAUUCCACUCAACACUAUGACUAUAUCAUUGCUCAGUUCAAAGUGGUUGUCAGCUGGCAGAAGCGGAUGCUGUUGCAAAAAUAGUGCUUUUAUUGAAAGAAUUGGACCAAACAAAUCCAAAAUGUGAGACAAAAUGAGGAAUUGGACCCAGUCCUCUUGGUUUGUGGCACAGAAGGUUCUCAGAAACCUGUCAAUUUCUUGGCUCACUCAACUUGGUCGUUGGAUUGUGGGUGGUACUCAGAGGUGAACUGUGAACUGUGUGCCUCUAUGAUGUCCUCCGGGAUACAAAAGUAUCUGAAUGUGUGUUAAACGAUGCUCUCAGCUGUGGCAAAGGCAGGUAGUAGGCUGUGUAGAGGAUUUGAGGCACAGUAAUUUUGAGACUCAUGGUGAUGAUCAUUAUGAUCAUGUUACCUUGCGAAGAGUGGAGAUCAGUCACAAAGUCAUUAGCUAGAUGGAAUAUAUUUAUUGAGGGGCAUGACUCUGAAAUGUAUUGGUCUUGUGAUUGGGCUACUUCCCAGUCAGUGUCCCAUGAAAUGGCACCCACAAAGCAUGACUACCAUCUGUGUGCCUAAGCAGGAAAUGAGAUUCAUCAGACUAGGGUUUUCCAGUCUUCAUUGUUUUGUCUGGGGGGGUGUAGGAUAUAGUCAUGAUAGGGACUCUGCAUUGGUCAUGACAUGACAUUUGACAUGCUCCAUGUGAGACUCCAUGGAAGAGAAGUAUAUGAGAAUAUUGUCAAUGUAAGUGAUCAUGAACUUGCCCAGAAUGUCUCUAAGGAUGUCACUGAUCAGGCAUUGAAAGACAGACGGUGCACAAGAAGGGCCAUAUGGCAUCACAAAAUACUUGAAGUGGCCAGAGGUGAUGCUAUAGGCCAUUUCCCAUUCGGAUGCGGAUGAAUUUGUAUGCACUGCACAAAUUUAGUUGAGUAAACUAAACACCCCUGUGACGUUUCAGGUGCUGAUCCAGACAGAUGUAAAGAUCAACAGGGGAGUCUAGGGUUGCUUGGUCAUCUUGGCAGUUUAGCUCUGUUAAAAAAUGUCCUGUUGCAAGCCCUGCUGAUAGACCAUUUUGGGGGCCAAUUCAUUCCCUCCACUACUUACAGCCAGCUUUACGAAUUGUAGGGCAUGUUGUAUGGCAUAUCAGUCACCUGGCUUCUCCUUACCCUCUCCUUACCAUCUGAUGAGUAAUGCUCAAUGAAGCAGUGACAGGAUGAAAUGUGUUUGUCAUCCUGAUUCCACAUUAUUGUAGCCCAGGUGGCAAUCUUGUUGGACAGAAGGUCAAUGAAUUGUACAAUCUUGUGUCAUCUGGAAACUCCUUUUUGUUUGAAUAAUAUAAGGAGCACUGCAACUUGAACCCUUUACCUAAGCCAGGAUCACUGGUAUAUUUCUCAGGGUGUGAGAUGGUUGUCUGUCUCCACUCCUUUUUCAUCAAUGAAGUACCCUUGGAACUUGACAGCACUUUGGUGAAACUCAUAUUUCACAUACAUACGUUUUACAUACAGGUUGUUGUCUAGGACUUUAGUCAGAACCACAUGUACCCGGGUAAUGUGUUCAGCUUUGGUCCAGGAGUAGAUCAGGAUAUUGACUAUAUAGGUGAUGACACAUGAAUUCAAGAAGUCCUGGAGCACUUCAUGAAAGCUUGGAACACUAUAGGAGCAUUAAUGAGCCCAUAUGGCAUGAUGAGGUAUUCAUAGUGUUCGGUGUUCAUCACAAAGGCAGUUUUGCAUUCAUCUCCUUUUCAGUUACAAAUCAGGUUAUAUGUACUUCUGUUCUGCAACUUUGUUCAACUAAGGUCGGAGUCUGCCAUCUUUCUUUUUCACAAAGAAACUGGUUGUGGCUGGUGAGGUGGACAGGUAUAUAUAGCCCAGUGUCAGUGCUUUGGAAAUAUAUUCUUCCAUAGCUUUGGCCUCAGAGAGUGAAUGUGGGUAUACAUGCCCCCUUGCACCAGUCACUAGCACAAUAGUGUCUUUCUGAUAGUGGAGUCAUGAACAAUGAACUUUAUUGAUGCAAGAGAGGCCUGUAGUUCCUUUGAUGUUGUCCUUGGCUCUUUUCUGACUUCCUGGAUGAAUCGUUGCUGUGCUCUUGGAGGAAUUUUCGAAGGUCCACUACUUCUGGGAACGUUCAUUGCUGUGAAUCAGGCCUGGUUGUGUCUAGUCCAGCUGAAACCCAUUAUGAAUGCAGUUUCAUAGAUUUAGGAAAUUAGUAGCUACAGGGGCAAAUUCAUUUUCACACAGGCCCAGUUAGUAUGGGAUAACUUUUUAGCUACAAUAAAUAACAUUAUCAUUUAAAAACUGUAUUCUGUGUUUACUCGGGUUGCCUUUGUUUUAUCUUAGAUUUUGUUUUCAUUUCUGAAACAAUUUAAU